This is a messenger RNA of Cervus elaphus (red deer), 2078 nucleotides long. RefSeq names its product homeobox C10 (gene HOXC10). The record is from RefSeq and is a predicted model, not a curated record. The transcript is spliced from 3 exons. Bases 107 to 1228 code for a protein of 373 amino acids. Gene Ontology annotation, cellular component: nucleus. Lineage: Eukaryota; Metazoa; Chordata; Mammalia; Artiodactyla; Cervidae. Gene Ontology annotation, biological process: regulation of transcription by RNA polymerase II. Gene Ontology annotation, molecular function: DNA-binding transcription factor activity, RNA polymerase II-specific; RNA polymerase II cis-regulatory region sequence-specific DNA binding.
UUUCCCUCCCGCCCCUUCAACCGCCCCCCCUCCCGGAUGGGGAAAAAAAAAAAGAUGUCAGCUCCUCCGCUGUAGUAUUGCUCCUUAAAAACCCCUCUCUCUGAAAAUGACAUGCCCUCGCAAUGUAACUCCGAACUCGUACGCGGAGCCCUUGGCUGCGCCGGGCGGAGGAGAGCGCUAUAGCCGGAGCGCAGGCAUGUAUAUGCAAUCUGGGAGUGACUUCAACUGCGGGGUGAUGAGGGGCUGCGGGCUCGCGCCCUCGCUCUCCAAGAGGGACGAGGGAAGUAGCCCCAACCUCGCCCUCAACACCUACCCGUCCUACCUCUCGCAGCUGGACUCCUGGGGCGACCCCAAAGCCGCCUACCGCCUGGAACAACCUGUUGGCAGGCCGCUGUCCUCCUGCUCCUACCCACCUAGUGUCAAGGAGGAGAAUGUCUGCUGCAUGUACAGCGCAGAGAAGCGGGCGAAAAGUGGCCCCGAGGCAGCUCUCUACUCCCACCCUCUGCAGGAGUCCUGCCUCGGGGAGCACGAGGUGCCCGUGCCCAGCUUCUAUCGCGCCAGCCCGAGCUACUCCGCGCUGGACAAGCCGCCCCACUGUGCCGGGGCCAACGACUUCGAAGCCCCUUUCGAGCAGCGGGCCAGUCUCAACCCGCGCGCCGAACAUCUGGAGUCUCCCCAGCUCGGGGGUAAAGUGAGUUUCCCUGAGACCCCCAAGUCCGACAGCCAGACCCCCAGUCCCAAUGAGAUCAAGACCGAGCAGAACCUGGCAGGCCCAAAAGGCAGCCCUUUGGAGAGCGAAAAGGAUCGGGCCAAAACCGCCGACUCCAGCCCAGACACCUCCGAUAACGAAGCAAAAGGUCUCUGGCCAGGGCAGUUGUCUGAGGACCCCUCAGCAUGCCCCAGAGCUGUUGCCCCUGACCUCUGCUGCCUGCACAAGCUCCCUGCCUCAGAGGAGAUAAAGGCAGAAAACACCACAGGAAAUUGGCUGACAGCAAAGAGCGGAAGGAAGAAGAGGUGCCCCUAUACUAAACACCAGACGCUGGAAUUGGAGAAAGAAUUUCUGUUCAAUAUGUAUUUGACGCGAGAGCGCCGCCUGGAGAUUAGCAAGACCAUUAACCUUACAGACAGACAAGUCAAAAUCUGGUUUCAAAAUCGCAGAAUGAAACUCAAGAAAAUGAACCGAGAGAAUCGGAUCCGGGAACUGACCUCCAAUUUUAAUUUCACCUGAGCUCGGGGGGCCUCCCCUCCCCCUCCUUUCUCUCCCCCCCACCUUCCUUUCCCCGCCCCUCCUCCCUUUGUGCCUGGUGGUAUAUUUUUUUUUUCCUCCCUGAGUAUAAAUGCAACACGCCUGCAAAAAAGGCAAAGACCUCAGACUCUCCUUCCAAGGGACCUAUGGUUCGUGCUCCGAAGAUGCGUCCACCUAAAGCAUGAGAAAUGGGGUGCUGGGGUGUGGGGUGUGGUGUGCCCACAUAGAUGAGGGUGGGAGUGUGGCUGGUGUGUGUGUCAACCCCUCACUCACGCACGCACUCACACAUAGCAUCCUGUUCUCCAGGCAAAGUUAAGGUCGAAUCCACCCGAUUAUAAGGGGAAAAAAAUCAACCAGAGAAGGUCUGUAAUCUCGCAGAGCACAGACAGAAUCAGAAUCGCUUCUUCCUUGCUGCAUUUCCUCCUUAGAAUAAUAGACGUUUUGGAAAGUUCAGCUAGUGUUUGUGUGUUUGUCGUAGCGUCCAGCGCCUCUGCCAAACCCUCUCUGUGUCUUUACCUCCCAGUCGCUCUGAGAAUCUGCUUGAAGUCUCGUAUAUGUACUGCCUUCUGCUCUUCUCCCAUCCUCCCAGCACCCCUCCAUCCUCCAUCCACUGCCAUCUCAGAAAUUCCAUUCAGAGGAACAAAAAACAAUUUUUAAAUUAAAAAUAGAACAUAGAGAAGCAAAGACAGAAUGCCCCUCCCCCAAAUAUUACCCUGUCCCUGUCUGGGAGUUGUGUUAUUUAAAGAUAUUCUGUAUGUUGUAUCUUUUGCAUGUAGCUUCCUUAAUGGAGAAAAAAAAAUCCUAAUAAAUUUCCAGAAUCGUAAUCCUCAAA